CAGUCCCCUCCCUCUCUCUAUAGACUCUCUGCAGACUGUAGACUCCACUUCUAAGAGAGAGAGAGACAAAAAGAGAGAGAGAGAGAGAGAAGGAAAAAGGGCAGCGAGUGCAUGAGUGAGAGAGAGAAAGAGAGAGAGAGAGAGAGAGAAUAAAAAGGAGAGAGAGAGAAUAAAAAGGUAAAGAGAAAGUGAAAAACCAAAAACACCAAAGCAAAAGCAGUUGGAGUCGAAGGCUUUUCACCCGGUGUUGUUGGUUAUGGUGGAAAUACCACUACCCUUUCCCGGGGGCAUUUCCGUCAUUCUCCGCUGUCUACCAUCUCCUUCAUGCUCUUCCGCUUCCCCACUUCCGUCGUUCAUGCUGUCCAGAGCAACUCCAGCGACUUCUUCGGCGGCGGAUUCCGGCGGCACCCCCAUCUCCCUCCGAAUGCCGGAGUAGCUCUUGCUUUUACGGCGUCGUCUGGAAUCGCCUAGCCGGCCCCCGCCGCUAGGUGAAACGAAGAACGAGAAAAGGUCUCCCACAGAGGCGUUAAGCGGACACGCAUUCGGCCCCCUUGGAAUCGAUUGAUUCGGAAAUUUGCGCAGUAGAGAGUAGGUGUUUUGAUAGAUGAAAUCCCUCCGGCGGAGUCACACUUCGUCGUCGUCUUCUCCGAAUUCUUCUUCACCCUCUUCUUCUUCGUCGUCGUCGCCGUGGAUUCAUUUGAGAUCGGUCUUAUUCGUAGUUGCCUCGUCUUCACCGGCUGCUUGCUCGUCUUCUGAUCGGGGCCGUCUCAGUUCACCUUGGUCCCGCAGGAAAAGAAAACAUGCCCUGUCACCUCAGGAAUGGAGAAAUUUAUUUUCGUCAGAUGGAAAGCUCCGUGGUGGUGGACUGAAAUUUUUGAGAAAAGUUCGCAGUGCAGGUGUUGAUCCACGUGUCAGGGCAGAGGUUUGGCCGUUCCUUCUUGGAGUCUAUGACUUGAGCACUUCCAGAGAAGAAAGACAAGUUCUGAGAACUCAGAACAGAAAGCAAUAUGAAAAACUCCGAAGACAGUGCCGACGCAUUUUAAAACACGGUGCCAACAAUAUUGCAUUAAAGGAAGCCAGUGAAACCAGCAGUUACGGAGGUUGUGGGAGUUUCAGAGAAUAUGUGGAUUCUCCCGACUCUGAUGAUGUCGUUAGUGCGAGGGAAUCACUCUCUAGUGAGGAAAGGAGUCCAUUUCUUGACUAUACUGACCCUUGCAGUGCACUGUCAGAAGAAGAUGCUGGUUCAGUACAAGCCUCGGAUCCAAAUUCCCCUGCACUUGACACCGGGUCUUCAGAUUCAGACUCCUCUGAGGACCCAGAAGUGAGUAAUACUUUCCGCUUUGUGGAAACCAGGGCGGAAAAUGAUCCUGGAAUGCUACUUAGGGAGGAUUCUACCCUCUCUAGGACAGAAGUUCAGCCAAAACUCCACAACAAUGAGGAUUUUGCCACAUGGCAACGAAUUAUUCGUCUUGAUGCCAUUCGUGCCAAUGGAGAUUGGGUUACACAGUCACCAACUCAGGCUGCAGUAUCUGAUGAAAGGGCACGCAGGUUCGCUGAAUUUGUUGGGUUGAAAGAUUAUGAUGAUCUGGAGCCCAGCAAGAUCUUCCAUGCUGCUCGACUAGUUGCCAUCCUGGAGGCCUAUGCACUUUAUGAUCCUGAGAUUGGUUACUGCCAGGGGAUGAGUGAUUUACUUUCUCCAAUAAUCACUGUGAUAGCCGAAGACCAUGAGGCUUUCUGGUGUUUUGUUGGUUUUAUGAAGAAGGCUAGGCAUAAUUUCAGACUGGACGAGGUGGGAAUCAGGAGGCAACUGAACACUGUCUCCAAAAUCAUAAAAUGCAAGGACUCUCAUCUAUACAGACACUUGGAGAAGCUCCGGGCAGAAGACUGCUUUUUUGUGUACAGAAUGGUUGUGGUACUCUUCAGGAGGGAAUUAACAUUUGAGCAGACUGUUUGCCUCUGGGAGGUAAUGUGGGCAGAUCAGGCGGCAAUCAGGGCUGGGAUUGGGAAGUCUGCCUGGAGCAGGAUAAGGCUGCGAGCCCCGCCAACUGAUGAUCUGUUACUUUAUGCGAUUGCUGCUUCAGUGUUGCAAAGGAGGAAGCAAAUCAUAGAGAAAUAUAGCAGCAUGGAUGAGAUACUCCGGGAAUGUAAUAGCAUGGCCGGACAUCUCGAUGUGUGGAAACUCCUCGACGAUGCACACAAUUUGGUGGUGACCCUCCAUGACAAGAUAAAGUCCCCUUUCUGAUGGCUGCCGUUCGGCUGUUUUAAUUUGGUACUGUGGAACUUAUGAGUUCUGGCAGUAAAGUUCCAUGAAGAUUCUUUGGCUUCGUUAGGUGUCGAUGUUCCAUAGGGUCGUCAUUCGUUGCUUUGUCAGAUGAAUGCUCAAUUUUUUUACAGUAGAGGGUAUCUGCAGCGGGUUGCAGUUUUAAUCUUCUUUCCCCAAGGUCUAUGAUCUUGAAGAUGAGGCUGGGAGCUGCAAUCACUGGUCAAAUUUAACAUAUUGAUCCAAAGAUGACAGGUAAUUCAUCAUUCCCUAAUCUAUUUGAAUUUCUUCUGUUUGGUCUUUGUGAUGUUUAAAAUUUUUAUAAGGUAUCAGCGCUUGGAAGGGAUAAGCUUUUUCAAGGCUUUUUGACUCUUGCAGAUCCUUCCGUUUCAUGUUGUUGACUGUAUCUGUUUUCUUGUUGAAAUGGAGGCUCUAGAUUCUAUCA
Diospyros lotus (date-plum) is the source of this 2705-nucleotide messenger RNA. RefSeq names its product rab GTPase-activating protein 22-like. NCBI's taxonomy places the organism in Eukaryota, Viridiplantae, Streptophyta, Magnoliopsida, Ericales, Ebenaceae. Gene Ontology annotation, biological process: activation of GTPase activity. Gene Ontology annotation, molecular function: GTPase activator activity. The coding region runs from base 605 to 2242 and encodes 545 amino acids. The record is from RefSeq and is a predicted model, not a curated record. The transcript has 5 exons.